Paramuricea clavata is the source of this 478-nucleotide messenger RNA. Lineage: Eukaryota; Metazoa; Cnidaria; Anthozoa; Malacalcyonacea; Plexauridae. The record is from the annotation of a GenBank genome assembly.
AUGCGCGAGGUGGUCGUGACAGAUGGGCAGAUAGCAAGAUCUCCACCUAAUGUGGCUGGCAAUGGUAAUACAAGAGACAGACCUUUACAACGAAGAUACCGUAAUGUACCUCAACGUACUACACCAUCCACACCUUAUCCUGUACAGGAACAAAUAGAUGACGGUAUUCGUACCCAGGAGCAAAUCCCCGAGAACGUAUCGAACAACGAAGGAGAUACAUCUGCCGGAAAUACCGACGAUGCAUCCAUCCAGAGUACAAAUGCAGAGGGUUUAACUCCCCGGAGUACAACUUCCAAGACUACAUCCCCCCAGGGUGAAAAUACGGAGGAUACACUUCCUCAACAUGAAAAUGCGGUGGAUACACUUCCCGGAGGUGAAAAUGUUGAAGGUACAAUUCCCGGAGGUGAAAAUGUUGAAGGUACACUUCCCGGAGGUGAAAAUGUCGAAGGUACACUUCCCGGAGGUGAAAAUGUUGAAG